Molecule: messenger RNA, 1125 nt
Organism: Miscanthus lutarioriparius
Lineage: Eukaryota; Viridiplantae; Streptophyta; Magnoliopsida; Poales; Poaceae
Source: the annotation of a GenBank genome assembly
AUGCCGGCGACGGCGGGGCGCGUUCGCAUGCCCGCGAACAACCGCGUGCACAGCAGUGCGGCGUUGCAGACGCACGGCAUCUGGCAGAGCGCCAUCGGAUACGACCCCUACGCGCCCGAGAACAACAAGCAACAACCGGGCCGCCCCUCCUCCUCCGUCUCCGCCAACGCCGCCGCCGCGGUCGCCAACGACGCCAACGCGGCCGCCAGCGCCGCAGCAGCUUCCGGAUCCGGCUCGGGCGAUGGCAACGCCUACACCAGCUUCCAGGGCCUCCUCGCGCUCGCCCGCAUCACCGGCUCCAACUCCGACGAGACACGCGGCGCCUGCAAGAAGUGCGGCCGCGUUGGCCACCUCACCUUCCAGUGCCGCAACUUCCUCUCCGUCAAGGACCUGGACCUGGACGACGCCGACGCCCAGGCGGCCGCGCAGGCCAAGUUCGACGAGAUAAAAAAGAAGGCUGCUGCCGGUGGGGAUGCAGAUGAGGCUUCUGAUGAUGUGGAAGAGGAGGACGAGGACAGCGAUUCCUCUGAUUCAGACAUCGACCCUGAGCUGGAGAAGAUAAUUGCUCAGCGCGAGCGCGCCAGGAAUGGGGGAAGGAGGCCCAGGCAGGAAGAGAAGUCGUCGAGCCACCGCCAUAGGAGCAGCAGCAGCAAGAGGAAAUCAAAGCACACGAGGAGUAGAAGGAGUGAUGAUAGUGAGGAUGAAGAUGGGGAAGGCAGAAGAGGCAGAGACAGGAAGAAGAGGUCCAGCAGAUCAAAGAAGCAUGAAAGAUCAGAUGUGGAUAGCAGCGAUGACAGUGACUCAGAUAGGCACAGGCACAGGAAGAGCAGGAAGGACAGGAAGAGGAGGAGGAGCCACCGCAGGAGCGACGACUCUUUGGAUGAGAAGGAUGUGUCUGGAGGUGAAGAAAGGAAGCAUCGACGUCACCGCAAGCGGAGCCAUCACCGGAGGGAUGCAUCUGACUGUGACAAUGGAGGCAGUGAUUCUGCAGAUGACAAGAAGCAAUCCAGCAGGCGGAGGAGGCACCACCGGUCAGAAAGCAGUGGGUCGGAUGAGGAUGAGCGACAUGAUCAUCGGGGAGCAAAGCGAUCUGGGGAGAAGAACAGGGACCGCAAGAGGAGCUAA